Messenger RNA from Betta splendens (Siamese fighting fish), 2893 nucleotides. It is a transcript of the gene gsna, whose product is annotated as gelsolin a. NCBI's taxonomy places the organism in Eukaryota, Metazoa, Chordata, Actinopteri, Anabantiformes, Osphronemidae. Gene Ontology annotation, molecular function: phosphatidylinositol-4,5-bisphosphate binding; actin filament binding. Gene Ontology annotation, cellular component: actin cytoskeleton; cytoplasm. Bases 275 to 2494 code for a protein of 739 amino acids. The transcript has 18 exons. Gene Ontology annotation, biological process: barbed-end actin filament capping; actin filament severing; actin polymerization or depolymerization. The record is from RefSeq and is a predicted model, not a curated record.
AGUGUCCGGGCAGAAGUUAUAGUCCGCGGCUCUGCGCUGCCCCGUUCCGCCGACUCCACACGUCUCUGCUCCCGCUGCAGCACCAAAUUCUCACCGCGGUUCAGUCACGUUAGGUCCGGUCCGGUCCGGUCCACUUCCGUCCCCGAUCCACGCGACCAGGUCGAGCUUUCUUUUUCUGUCAGGGCUUUUGGUUUGAUCCUCGUCUCGGGCCCUUGGAUAAAACCAGGACUCCACCUGCACCAGGAAGAGGACCUCAGCCAGGUAAAGACUCAGGAUGACACCAAACCACCCAGAAUUCGAGCGGGCUGGAAAGAAUCCAGGCCUGCAGGUGUGGAGGGUGGAGAACUUUGACCUGGUGCCUGUUCCAGAGAAUCUGCACGGCAGCUUUUACACCGGUGACGCCUACCUCGUCCUCAACACCAUCAAACAACGCUCUGGGGCCCUGCAGUACGACCUCCACUUCUGGCUGGGCGAUGCGUGCACCCAGGAUGAGAGCGGCUCUGCUGCCAUCUUCACUGUACAAAUGGACGACUACCUUGGAGGGAAACCCAUCCAGUACCGGGAGGUCCAGGGAUACGAGUCCAGAACCUAUCUGGGCUACUUCAAGUCUGGAAUCAAAUACAUGAAAGGGGGCGUGGCCUCUGGGUUCAAGCACGUUGUCACCAACGAGGUGGUCGUUCAGCGCCUGCUCCAGGUGAAAGGUCGCCGUGUUGUCCGGGCAACAGAGGUGGCAGUCAACUGGGAAAGCUUCAACCAGGGAGACUGUUUCAUCCUGGACUUGGGUGACGAGAUUUACCAGUGGUGUGGAUCCCAGAGCAACCGCUUUGAGAAGCUGAAGGCCACACAGGUCGCCAAGGGCAUCCGUGACAACGAGCGCAGCGGGAGGGCGCGAGUUUAUGUCUGUGACGAGGGGAUGGAGAGAGAGAAGAUGCUGGAGGUCCUGGGGCCCAAACCAGAUCUGCCUCCUGGAGUCUCUGAUGACGUCCAGGCUGAUGUUUCCAACAGGAAGAGAGCCAAGCUCUACAAAGUGUCCAAUGCCAGUGGAGGGAUGACCAUCACGCUGGUGGCAGCAGAGAACCCAUUCGCUCAGAGCGCCCUGGAGUCGGGCGACUGCUUCAUUCUGGACCAUGGCUCAGAUGGAAAAGUCUUUGUGUGGAAAGGCAAAGACGCCAACGUGGACGAACGCAAGGCCUCCAUUAAGGCAGCAGACGAGUUCAUCAGGAAGAUGGGGUACCCCAAACAGACCCAGAUCCAGGUCCUGCCAGAGAUGGGUGAAACGCCUCUCUUCAAGCAGUUCUUCAAAAACUGGAGGGACAAAGACCAGACAGAGGGCCUGGGCGUGGCCUACGUCGCUAACAGCAUAGCGAAGAUCGAGAAGGUGCCGUUCGAUGCCGCCACUCUGCACGAGUCCUCGGCCAUGGCCGCCCAGCACGGCAUGGUGGACGACGGCAGCGGAGACAAACAGAUCUGGCGCAUUGAGGGAUCCGACAAGGUGCCGGUGGAUCCGUCCACAUACGGACAGUUCUACGGAGGAGACAGCUACAUCAUCCUGUACAACUAUCGUCACGGAGGACGUCAAGGGCACAUCAUUUACAUGUGGCAGGGGGCAGACUCCAGUCAGGACGAGAUCGGGGCCUCGGCCAUCCUCGGUGCUCAGCUGGAUGAGGAACUCGGUGGAGGUCCCAUUCAGGUUAUUGGUGCUCCUAUAACCACGCAGGUGAGGGUGGUGCAGGGCAAAGAGCCCAGCCACCUGAUGAGUCUGUUUGGAGGACAGCCCAUGGUGGUGUACAGAGGGGGCACGUCCAGAGAGGGAGGUCAGUCCGCUCCUGCCGACACCCGGCUCUUCCAGGUGCGCUCCAGCUCUGCAGGACACACGAGAGCUGUGGAGCUUGAUGCCACGGCUGCUAACCUGAACUCCAAUGAUGCAUUUGUUCUGGUCACGCCUGGAGAGUCCUUCCUCUGGGUGGGAGUGGGAGCAAGUGACACAGAGAAGCAGGGAGCCCAGCAGCUGUGUGGCAUCCUGGGAGUGCAGACCUCUGAUCAGUCUGAGGGUGGAGAGACCGAUCAGUUCUGGGAGGCUCUGGGGGGAAAGGCAGAAUAUCGCACCUCUUCCAGGCUCAAGGACAAGAUGGACACACAUCCACCCAGACUCUUUGCCUGCUCCAAUAAGACUGGAAACUUUAUCAUUGAGGAGGUACCUGGAGAGAUGACCCAAGACGAUCUUGCUACUGAUGAUGUCAUGAUCCUGGACACCUGGGAGCAGGUGUUUGUCUGGAUUGGAAACGAUGCCCAAGAAGAAGAGAAGACCGAAGCCAUGUCUUCUGCGGUCCGCUACAUCGAGACCGACCCAGCCAACAGAGACCCGCGGACGCCCAUCGUGAAGAUCAAGCAGGGCUUCGAGCCGCCCACCUUCACCGGCUGGUUCCUUGGCUGGGACAGUGACUAUUGGACCACCGACCCCCUGGAGCGCAUCAUGGCGGAGCUGUCCCUGUGAGCUGGUCCUGCUGCUGCACUGCGAACACUCAGCUUCAGUCAGACUUCGUUAGCUGGCAGUACGUCCUGAAAAUGCACCCACUUUGCUUUUACGACAUGAUUUCUGCAGUCUGUUCAAAGGUAAUUCCAAACGUUGACAAUAAAAACCUUUAACCUUAAACUAUAGUGCCACAAAAAUGACUAAUUAAAAAGCAAUAGAACUCCUGCCUUUAAAUAAUCUUAGUUUACAGUGAAGUAGCUUUUUAUAAAGGUACUAAACUAGUUUGAAGCUGCCUUUUUAUACACGAGUUGUUCGAAUCUUUCAGUUGUGACACUGCUUUGCUACUUGAUAAACUAGCUGCACCUUGUGUGACGCUUGGACGUCUCUAAGCUUUAUUUCAAUAAAACAAGAUGACCUGUG